Westerdykella ornata is the source of this 971-nucleotide messenger RNA. RefSeq lists its product as uncharacterized. The record is from RefSeq and is a predicted model, not a curated record. Bases 311 to 880 code for a protein of 189 amino acids. Lineage: Eukaryota; Fungi; Ascomycota; Dothideomycetes; Pleosporales; Sporormiaceae. The transcript has a single exon.
UAGAUAGACUCCAGUAAGGACGAUCGUUACCGCCUCAGCGGAGAAAGCGUGACAGAAGGAAAUCACUGACGAGAUUGAAGGGGGAAAAGACACAAGGCGGGGAAAAUGCAGUGCGACAGCAGAGAUGUGAUUCAGGGGGCAGGCGGCCAAGGACAUCAUUGGAGACGAAAAGCGGGCUUACGAGCAACUGUAGCUCGGUUUCCAAUGGCGAAGUGACGAGCGACGUCUGCAAAUCCCAGGGCGCAUCAUAGGUCGGCAGGCCCGUUGGGGUACGAUAGAUGCGAGGUACUAUACUUACAGAGCGAGGAGGAUGUGCGAUGUGCUGGCGACGAGGAGAGGGCGACCCGUGGGGUUGGUGGUUGGCGCACCGCUUGCCAAGGGGAGUGCCUUUCACUGUUGGUCUGUGCGGGAGCUGCGGAGUGAUGCUCAGGGCGCUACGCGCGCAAGCUUAUUUAAUAUCCAGGCUUGUGUCUUGCAUACGAGUACUUGUAGUACCACAGGGAGGUGUGUGGGGGUCGUGUUGUACGGAGUUGCCCCUCCCAGCUUCGCUGAGGGGUUGCAUGGAAGCGCCGAAGUCCGCAUGAGAUAUCUACGAAAGGGGAGUUGCAUCUUCAAUUCUACAGUAUGGCGCACGGACCACAACCCCCCGCGAGCACACCUCAAGCAGCGCAUCCUACGCCAUACCUGGUACACACCCAGCGGGACGACCCAGCACCACUACUGCCACCACCGCUGCCACCAGACAACAAAGGAAAUCGACCCUGUUGGAUAUUUGACAAUGCUCGCCUCAAGCGCCAGCAUCAACAAGCAUGGCCGUGGUUUUCUGGGAGGAGUCAUUCAUUCGGAGCCCAAACCCCGAAUCUUCCAUGACACCUGCUAACCAACAAGAUAGUCUACUACUAGCCCUAGCGUCCAGCCCUUUCUUCCCCUUGACUCUUCUAUCGCCUUCUCACCUUUAUAUUAUCUUGUCU